Prunus persica (peach) is the source of this 1290-nucleotide messenger RNA. RefSeq lists its product as uncharacterized. Bases 1 to 1290 code for a protein of 429 amino acids. Lineage: Eukaryota; Viridiplantae; Streptophyta; Magnoliopsida; Rosales; Rosaceae. The record is from RefSeq and is a predicted model, not a curated record. The transcript has a single exon.
AUGGCUAAAUAUCUCCCACCCAAUCACAGAUUUACGACUCGUCCGGGUGUCAAGAUUCGAGGCAUACCACCCUUGAAAAAUAAGAUGAGGAAGAAGAGAGUGCAAAAGAAAGUUCAAAUCACCCAAGAAGAUGAAUAUGAGCAACCCGCAAGGGUCCCUGUCACACUCACUGAGUUUUUGCCAGUUCAGUUUUUCUCGAGUGAAUCUGAAGUUGAGGAAGAAAUCAUUCAAUGCAACAUGGUUUCUUUGGAGGAAUAUGAGGUCGACACAGAAGUUGAUGAGAUUAAUCUCCGCUCCGGUCGAAGCAUCCCAUCUGCUGAUAAAGCACAACAAAAUGAGGAAGCUGAUCCCUCUAAAACCGAGAAGAAGCCAAAGGCGAAAGAGAUCAAGGUCUUCUUGUCAGGAAAAACUGUUGCAGGGGAAGUUCCACCUUCCUCUCCAAAAGCAAAGGAUUCUAAGCCCGAUACUAGUAAAGCAAAGGAGCCAUCACAAUCACAUAUAGUUAAGUACGAUAUUCUAGCUCAUCUUAAGCGCAUCCCCGCUCCUCUAAGUGUCUAUGACGCUUUACAAAUGUCAAGGGAACUUAGGGAGGCACUUGUAAUGGCUUUAAUGAACCCAAAUUUGUAUAAGUCAUGUUUCAAAUCAGCAGAUGUCCACACAACUGAAACCUCGAAGUUUUGUGCAUCAUGUCUGGCAGCAAUUACCUUUGGUGAAGAUGACCUUUUACUUGGGUCCAGAUUCCAUAAUCGACCCCUGUAUGUCACUGGCGAAGUUGGAGGCACAACCAUUAAUCGAAUCUUGUUAGAUUGUGGUUCGGCCGUGAAUAUUAUCCCAUUAAAGACGCUCCAUGCUAUAGGGAUGAGUGCCCGACAGUUGUCUCCUUCUAUGCUGACUAUUCAAGGGUUCAAUCAACUUGGGCAAAAGGCCAUGGGCUCUAUUGCAUUGCAAAUGGAAAUAGGAGACUUAUAUUCAAACGCCCUAUUCCAUGUGAUCGAGGCUGAUACUUCAUACAACGUCCUGCUAGGACGUCCAUGGCUCCAUACAUAUGGCGUAGUCCUUUCUACACUUCACCAGUGCUUUAAAUACUUGGUGGAUGGUGAAGUCAAGAGUGUUUCAGCUGACAUGGACCCGUUCAAAGGGGAAGAGGUAAAUUACUCUGAUGCGAAGUUUUACAGCCCACUUGGUCUCUCAUUUACACAGCCAUCAAAGGUUGAUAAGGAGAAAAGAGCGACUGUUGAAACAGGAAAAGCCCAAAAUGUAGAAGUAUCCAAACCUUCAAAAGUAAUCUGA